AUGCCCGAGCCCACCCGGGAACGGAAACGGACCGGUUCGGCUCACCGCUGCCCCUCAGCGCCUCGUGGCAUCCAACUCGCUCGCCUCCCGGUGAACCAGCAAACGUCCCCUUCCAACCCUAGCCCUGCACCGUCCCCCAGCCGCUUAAAAGCCCCCGCAACAGCAGUGCAAUGCUGCUCGGAGCUGCUCGGAGGGGCUCGGAGGGGCUCGGAGCUGCUCGGAGCGGCUCGGAAGGACUCGGAGCGGCUCGGAAUGGCACGAAAGCGGCUCGGAGCGGCAUGGAAGCGGCUCGGAGCGACCGGCUCGGAGCUGCUCAGAAGGGCUCAGAAUGACUUGGAGGGGCUCGAAGCUGCUUGGAAGGACUUGGAGCGGCACGAAAGCGGCGCGGAACUUCUCCGAGGUUCUCGGAGCGGCUCGGUGGGGCUCAGAACGACUCGCAGCGGCUCGGAGCUACUUGGAGGGACUCGGAGUGGCGCGAAAGCGGCUCGGAGCGGCUCGGAGCUUCUCCGAGGGGCUCGGAACGACUCGCAGCAGCUGGGAGCUACUCGGAAGGGCUCGGAGCAGCUCGGAGGGGCUCGGAGCUGCUUGGAGCAAUUCGCAGCGGCUCGGAGCUCCUCGGAAGGGCUCGGAGAGACUCGGAGCGGCUUGGAGUUGCUCGGAGGGGCUCGGAGCGACUCGCAGCAGCUCGGGGAUUCUCGAUCGCGUUACCGUUCAACAAAGGUAAACGCCGGCUUCUACAUCUGGCUCGGAGCGACGCCGGCCAGCUUGGCAGCUGGGCAGCUGGAGAGCCGCUCAGAAACAGCACUCGCCGUCCUCACCGCACAGCGGCACUUCCCGCUCCCACGGCGCCGCUCCUCGCGCCGCCUGCCUCCCUUCAGCGCUCCGUUCCGGGUUUGCCUCCCGCUCGCGAAAUCCGCAGCGCGAGGAGCUGGUGCCGCUUACGGCACAACACGCUGCGAUGCAAGAGCACGCCUGAAAGCACCGACGCCGCAACCCGAUAACGCAACCCGUACAAAGCGGCGCGUGACGGCGCGGAGGCGUGUCCAGGGGGCGGGCGGGGCCUCCCGGGGCACGGAGCUGCGCUCGGCGUCCUGCGCCCCGCCCCCGAGGAGCGCCGCGCGCUGCGGAAGGGCGCGCGGAGGCGGAAGGUGGCGAGGCGGGGCGCCGCCGCAGGAAACCUCCGAGCGGUGCCGGUGUUCGGCGGCCAUGGUGCGGCUUUACAACUUGCACCCGUUCGGGUCGCAGAGAGUAGUGCCCUGCAAGCAGGAGCCGGCGCAGUUCUGCCGCGGCCGCGACGUGCUGUUCGCGGCCAGCGCGGCGGCCAGCUGCGGGGUGGAGGUGUUCGCCGUACGCCGCGAGGGCCGCUGCGAGCCCUUGGGCUCCUUCGCCACCCUGGGCCCCGUGCUGCGCAUGGCGCACAGCCGUGCAGGUCAGUGCCGGGCGGGUGGCCUCUGCGAGCGCGGAGCCCGGAGCUGCUGCCUGGCCGCGGCGUCUCCUCUGAGAAGAGCGCUGCUCUUACAGUGGGCCCCCGUCGAAGUAGCGUCGGAGCUCUGGAGCCGUGUGUUUUCCUUUAACAGAGACUAUUUGGUGACGAUUGAAGAGAAAAGCAAAGCAACUUUCCUAAGAGCUUAUGUGAACUGGCGAUGCAUGUCUGCAGGCAGUUCUCGUGUUUGUGUCCGGAUGGUGGGUCACAAGAUGGAGGAGUCGUACACCGAAACCUUAAAAGAGCAGAUGUCGAUAGUGGAAAUGGCACUUUCAGAUCCUCCGCUGUGUAUUUCAUGUUGUCCUGUAAAUGGAGAUCUUCUUGUGCGCUGCAGGAAUAAGCUAGUCAUGUUCUGUUUGAAAUACCUGGUCAUAAACCAGACUUUGACAGUAUUAGACUUUGAACGCUCCUUGAUUUUACACACUGAUAACUUCAUUCCUGCCGAAGUUGCAUUUUGCGCUAGGCACAUAGCGAUAACAACAGAGUUGGAUGUUCUAAUCCUGAAACUGGACCUGGUCCAGCAUAGUGCAGACAGGGGAGAGCAAUGCUGGUGUCUUCUGGUGAGCUCAACCCAAGGGCAUUUUACACCAGACCAGUCCCCUUUUGGCUUUUGUGAAGAGACGAAGCUGCACCCUGUUCAGUUCCUCCCUGUUUACCAGGCAGGGAGUUCUAUGACAGCAAAUGAGGAAACUGAGAAGAGAGAACUACUGAGUCUCUUCUGCUUUUUUUCUUUGCCUCAUGUUGGAUAUCUCUACUCUGUUGGGAAGUUAGUAGAACUGAUUUCUACUUACCAGUGCUCGGAGAGGUCAGAGCAGGCAGUUCUUACUCCACAGUUCCUGCAUGUCAUUACAAGUGAGAGCCUGCAGUGUUACACAGUGCGGUGCAGUGCAGCAGCAGCUCGUGAUGAAGAUCCAUGCAUUGAUACAACUGUGAAGGUUUGGUUCAAGUACUGAAGCGGUGCAUUUUCUGGGAAGCACAAAGCCAUGGAACUAUACGUAUGACUCCAGAACAAAAAGUGUAGAAGGCAAUAUCAAUGACCCUAAAAUUGUUCACCCAGAAUUCCUCAACAUGUGGUGGGACACCUAUACAGUUAAUAUUUUACCCUUACUAGAACAGAAAGAAGUUGAUGAAGAAAAUACCACAAGUGCAAACCUGGAAAGCUGCACAGUCCCUGCUUGUUGGUGAUGCUUGGUGCUAUGCAUGAGAACAUCUACUUGGUUGCCCUCUUAUGUGGCCUGUUGCUUGCUUAAAGUAUGCAAAAUCUGUCUGUAUUUUUUAGUCUGCCUUUUAUUUUAGGCAGAGGUUACAGAGGCAGUGUCCCAUAUGUCGGUAUCGGCACCACCACCACCAGUAUUACCAACCAUAUCUUCAGAAGAACGCAAGGCUCGGUGGGAACAAGGCCAAGCUGACUAUAUGGGAGUGGAUUCUUUUGAUAACAUCAAGAAGAAACUGGACUCCUACCUUCAGUCGAAGUGCCAUUUUCAAACACUGGCACUACAAGGACUUGUUCCAGAACUAACAGCUAGGAAAGGUUGUAGAUGAUGGACAAUUAUGCUUGCGAGUAGCUUGAUGGAAAAAAUUCUUGGCUGAAGGCCUCUGCAGUGCUACAGAUAAAGACAGUGCUACAGAUAAAGCAAGAGCUAGGAAGCAGAAUUCAUUUUCCUUAUGUUGUGAUCAGCUGGCUCAAUGUAUUCAUUGAAACUGGGUUUGCACCUUAGCUCAUUAAGGUGAUUAGCAGUGACUCCUUUGCUUGCUAUUUUAGGUCUCAAAUGUGAUUUGUGAGAUUGCUCAUACACUAAAUGAUUGCCAUUCUGCUUUACCAUUAGUGAGAGAUAAAAGUAAUAGCACUGCUUUGAUCUUCUAGUCCCAAUUGCACUGAUGUUUUGACCAGGUUUUUACACAUAGUGCCUACAGCGUGGCAGAAUGCAUUUGUUCAGUUCUGUAUUCUUCAGGCUUAGUAAACGGAGUUUUUCUCUUACUUGAAAUCUUCAUGCAAAAAUAAAAACUUGUCAUGCUUUUCUGUUUUUUUUUGUAAACUCUUGAGAAAAUAAAAAAGAGAUCUUUGGAGCAAUCUAAAAUAACCCAACUUUGUUCAUUCCAUUCUAGCUAUCAUUAACAAAUGUCCAGCUUCUAGUUCUGUAAUUUUUAAUGGAGUAUGUAAUCAAGUGCCAGGUUGCUGCUGGAAGAAGUACCUGCAGAAUGGAGCUAAGAGAAUCUGUAUUUUGGUUACUGAAGAACAAUCUGUAACGUGAUACUGUUUUUAAAACAAACAGUAGUGAUGCUAUCUUGGCAAGUAAAGAUGAAGUAGCUGUACCUACACGGGUUAGGAAAACUCUCUCUUCCUUGUGUGCAUGGCCACCAUCAUGCCACGCGCUAUAUUUUGAGACAGAGAAAAGUAGUAAAAGUACAAGACAAAACUCACAGUGACAGCCUUCUGAAGAGAGGGUGGCUGCUGUUUGCCUUUAGUUCAGAUCCAUCCUUUAGCUACAAGUGUAAACAGAACCGAAUUACUUAGCAUUCAGUGUGGUACCUGUAAUCUGUAUUAGUCCAGAGACAUGUAUUUUCUUAUAUCUUUAUAAAGGAGGAUUUUGGCAGGAAGCUAGUAAGGGUUGUUCAGCUUUAAUCCUGGAGAUAAACAAUUAGCAACCUGCUACUGUUUGCUGGUAAGGAGAAGCUAUGAUCUGCAUGUGAGAGUUAAUUGAGGUCCUGGUCAUUGUUCAGCAAAAAAAUGGUAAAAAGGAGGUCCAGGUCAAAGUAACUUACAGCUAUUUAAAAGUUAAUAGCAUUUGAACUCUCAGUCAUAAUGUUACAACUAACCACUUUUUUUUUAUUUAUUUAUUAUUAUUUGAAGUUGUUUGGAAGCAGGAAGAGUUAGUAAUUACAAUCUACAGUGACAAAAUAUACUUUACCCAGCAAGUACAAACACUGAAGUUUGGCAUGCACACAAAU
Lagopus muta (rock ptarmigan) is the source of this 4432-nucleotide messenger RNA. RefSeq lists its product as uncharacterized. The transcript is spliced from 8 exons. The coding region runs from base 1 to 2436 and encodes 811 amino acids. Lineage: Eukaryota; Metazoa; Chordata; Aves; Galliformes; Phasianidae. The record is from RefSeq and is a predicted model, not a curated record. Gene Ontology annotation, biological process: organelle organization. Gene Ontology annotation, cellular component: cytoplasm.